AUGAAGAAGGUUCACGAUCACAGAUCAUUCUCAGCAAGCAAUGACAUGCGUUUAUUAGGAGAAAUCCUUUGGAGGAUCACAUACGUCUCUUCAAUAACUACUUUGCUAAUGUAUCGUGUGGAGAAUCAUGAACCAUACUUCGUUCAAAGAAGAAAUGCUGCUAAAAUGUUUGGGCUUUCUUCUUUACAAAAGGUGACUGCUGCUUUAAGAAUCCUUGCUUAUGGAGUUGGAGCUGAUCUCAUAGAUGAGUAUAUAAGAAUUGGAGAAACCACAGCAAUAAAGGGCAUGAAACUCUUUGUCAAAGCGGUAAUCUUGAUCUUUAGAGAUGUGUACUUGCGGUCUCCAAAUAGCAAUGGCAUUGCUAGAUUGCUAGCAAUUGGUGUGAAACAGGGAUUUCCAUAUAUGUUGAGGAGUAUUGACUACAUGCACUGGAAAUAA
This is a messenger RNA of Zingiber officinale, 438 nucleotides long. RefSeq lists its product as uncharacterized. The transcript is spliced from 2 exons. Bases 1 to 438 code for a protein of 145 amino acids. NCBI's taxonomy places the organism in Eukaryota, Viridiplantae, Streptophyta, Magnoliopsida, Zingiberales, Zingiberaceae. The record is from RefSeq and is a predicted model, not a curated record.